Pistacia vera is the source of this 3171-nucleotide messenger RNA. RefSeq lists its product as uncharacterized. Gene Ontology annotation, molecular function: xenobiotic transmembrane transporter activity; antiporter activity; citrate transmembrane transporter activity. The record is from RefSeq and is a predicted model, not a curated record. Gene Ontology annotation, cellular component: membrane. The transcript has 19 exons. Lineage: Eukaryota; Viridiplantae; Streptophyta; Magnoliopsida; Sapindales; Anacardiaceae. Gene Ontology annotation, biological process: transmembrane transport.
AUGGCCGACACUACUGAUCUGCGUUCACCACAAAGCAAAUGGAGAAUCCGAGUUUUUGUUUUCUUCAAAGAUGCGAGACUUGUGUUCAAGAUGGAUUCACUUGGUUUGGAGAUUAUUCAGAUUGCACUUCCUGCUGCUCUAGCUUUAGCCGCUGAUCCCAUCGAUUCGCUCAUUGACACAGCAUUUAUUGGCCGUUUAGGAGCGGUGGAGCUUGCAGCCGUGGGAGUUUCAAUCGCCAUAUUCAAUCAAGCUUCAAAGAUUACCAUAUUUCCACUAGUCAGUAUCACAACUUCUUUUGUCGCUGAAGAGGAAACCAUUGGACGAGUUACCAAUGUUGAAGAACCAAAAGCUGAGGACUCGGAGAAGAGUUCAGCUAAAGAUAGUGAAAUGAAGGAGUUGAAGCCAGAAGAAGCCAUGCUUGAGAACUUGGAAAAAGGAGCUUCAACAAACACUGCUACUGAAACAAAAGAUGAAUCUUCAUCAGAUAAUAAUUCUUCGGCAACUACAUGCAAGUCUCCCUCUCUAAUGGAAAGCAAAGAGUUGAGUAAGGGGAAGUGACAUAUCCCUUCAGCAUCAACUACACUAAUUACAGGCGCCUUUCUUGGUCUUGUCCAAGCUAUAUUUCUUGUAUUCGGAGUCAAACCUCUGUAACAUAUUAUGGGCGUGAAGUCUAAUUCUCCCAUGAUGAACCUUGCUCAGAAAUACUUGACUUUAAGAUCACUGGGUGCUUCUGCAGUCCUUCUUUCUCUAGCAAUGCAAGGGGUUUUUCGAGGAUUGAAGGAUACAAAAACUCCCUUAUACGCCACUGUUGCAGGAGAUUUGACAAAUAUCAUUUUGGACCCAAUAUUUUAUUUGGUCUUGAGACUUCUUGGCUUGCUUGGCAAGCCCUUGGCGCACGGAUCUCGUAACAGCAACAGCAAGUCCCGUUUUUCCGGUGUGUCCAAAGGCUCGAGUGGUUCUUCUUCUCAUUUUCGGCAACCAUUGCCUCAUCUGCCCUCCUCGUCACCUGCUCCUACUGCUGCUCAGUCUGUCUCUCGCUCUCGAUCUCCUUGUCAAAUAUGCAAACGGGAAGGUCAUCAGGCACUAGACUGCUUUAAUCGCAUGAACUACUCGUUUCAGGGGCGUCAUCCUCCAACUGAUUUAGCUGCUAUGGUUGCUGAGGCUAACACCAAUUAUCUCAAUCAAAAUCAAUGGUAUGCUGACAGUGGUGCAAAAAUUCAUGUUACCUCCGAUAUUGCCAAUCUUGCAACCUCUCAGCCGUAUGACGGUGAUGACUCAGUGGGUGUAGGUAAUGGUACAGCUCGUUGCGUGGCCUCCCUUCCAGCUCGUGACCAACCCCUUGACUCUGCUCAUUGCGUGACCUCCUUUCCAGCUCGUGUACAAUCCAUCUUCACUAACUCUGCUCGUUGCAUGGACCCCCCAGGUGUGGUCAUAUCUGAGCCUCGUACCUAUGCUCAAGCGGCACCUAUACCUGAGUGGCAUACGGCAAUUGAGAGUGAAUUUCAGGCACUCUUGAAGAAUGAAACGUGGUCGUUGUGCCCUCGUCCUCCUGGUAUAAAUAUGGUGCCUUGCAAAUGGGUUUUUAAACUCAAACGUAGACCCAAUGGCAGCAUUGACCGUUACAAGGCCACGUUGCCCUAUCGAGCUCCUUGUGUCUCGGGCUCCAAACUGUCUAAAUUUGAUGGAGAUCCUCUUUUGGAUCCGGCUGAAUAUUGUCAAACUGUAAGUGCUUUGCAGUAUGUCACCCUUACACACCCCGAUAUCGCAUAUUUCGUAAACCAGCUUUGUCAACACAUGCAAGCUCCCACUUCUGCACAUUGGACAACAACCAAACGAGUGUUAAGGUACUUGAAGCAGACACUUGAUUUUGGCAUGCUCUAUAAGCCAGUUUCCUUCUCUAUUAAUGCCUACUGUGAUUCUGAUUGGGCUGGAGACCCUGACGACAGACGCUCAACGUGUGGUUAUGGUGUUUAUAUGGGUCCUAACCUCAUCUCUUGGUCCGCCAAGAAGCAACCUGUUGUCUCUAAAUCUAGUACGGAGGCAAAAUAUCACUGCUUAGCUCUUGUCAAGGCUGAGGUAUAUUGGCUACGCAUGCUCUUGUGUGAGCUGCAAAUUUCACUUGACUUGGCUCCCAUUGUUUGGUGUGAUAAUAUCAGUGCUCUAGCUCUUGCCUCCAAUCCAAUUUUCCAUGCCAAAUCCAAGCAUAUUGAAGUGGAUUACCACUUUAUCCUAGAAAAGGUGGCAAACCGAGACAUAAUCCUACACCAUGUCCCUUCUUCAUUACAACCUGCGGAUAUUUUUACCAAGGGUCAUACGGCUGAUAGGUCCUGUUUCCUCAGAGACAAACUCUCAGUGAUGGAUCUCCCUGCUAGUUUGCGGGGGAAUGAUAAGGAUAAGGACCAAAAUGUUCAAACUACACGUUCAAAUGUUGAGGAUGUUGGGUACUUGAUUUUAUUCAUCCUCCUGGUGAAGUUGAUGAAACAUGUUCAUCUUUUACCUCCAAGUCUAAGGGAUUUACAAUUCAGUCGGUUUCUUAAAAAUGGUUUUUAUUUGUUAAUUAGAGUAAUAGCUGUGACUGUCUGUGUCACACUAUAGGCAGCUUCAAUGGCUGCACGCCUUGGUUCAACACCUAUGGUUGCGUUCCAAAUUUGCUUACAGGUCUGGCUCACAUCAUCUCUUCUGGCUGAUGGAUUGGCUGUUGCGGGACAGGCCAUUCUAGCUUGUUCAUUUGCUGAGAAGGACUAUGAGAAGGCAACAGGUGCAGCAAACAGGGUUUUGCAGAUGGGUUUUGUUCUAGGCUUGGGGCUUGCUCUCUUUGUAGGACUUGGACUCUACUUCGGCUCUGGAAUCUUUUCAAAAGAUCCAGCACUCAAACACUCCAUGAGCAUCGGCAUACCGUUUGUUGCAGCAACUCAACCCAUCAAUUCUCUAGCUUUUGUCUUUGAUGGUGUAAAUUUUGGAGCUUCUGAUUUUGCAUAUUCUGCAUACUCCAUGGUUUUGGUGGCCAUGGUAAGCAUAGCAAGCUAUUUGUUCUCUUUAAGAGCAAUAGUUUUUGCUGGAAUCUGGAUAGCUUUAACAAUUUACAUGGGUCUCCGCACAUUUGCUGGUGUAUGGAGGAUGGGAACUGGAACUGGACCUUGGGGAUUUCUCAAAGCCCGAUUGUUACCAUAA